Daldinia childiae is the source of this 996-nucleotide messenger RNA. RefSeq names its product Casein kinase II subunit beta-1. The transcript is spliced from 2 exons. The record is from RefSeq and is a predicted model, not a curated record. Bases 1 to 996 code for a protein of 331 amino acids. Gene Ontology annotation, cellular component: cytoplasm; protein kinase CK2 complex. Gene Ontology annotation, molecular function: protein kinase regulator activity. NCBI's taxonomy places the organism in Eukaryota, Fungi, Ascomycota, Sordariomycetes, Xylariales, Hypoxylaceae.
AUGUCCUCGUCAUCUGGUACUCCGGAAUCUUGGAUUUCCUCCUUCUGCUCUCUCCUAGGUCACGAAUAUUUCGCAGAAGUGUCCGAAGAAUUUAUCGAAGAUGACUUCAACCUAACUGGAUUGCAGACCCAGGUCGCGAUGUAUAAGGAAGCUUUGGAGAUGAUACUCGACGUUGAACCCGAGGACGACGAUGAAGAGGAUGAGGAAGAAGAUGAUGAAGAGGAUGAAUCCAUCGAGGGUGUUGACCGUCCGCGACACGGCGAACGGCGUAACCAUAGUCGAAUAGCUAGUGAUUUAUCCGUUAUCGAGUCCUCCGCCGAGAUGCUCUACGGCCUGAUCCAUCAGCGCUUUAUCUGCUCGCGAGCAGGUAUUCAACAAAUGUCGGAGAAGUAUGAGUUAGGUCACUUUGGCGUAUGUCCCCGGAGUCAUUGUGAACAGUCUCGGACUCUCCCCGUUGGACUCUCUGAUAUACCUGGCGAGGAAACAGUCAAGCUUUUCUGUCCUUGUUGUCUCGAUGUCUACGUACCUCCCAACAGCCGUUUCCAGACUGUAGAUGGUGCUUUUUUUGGCCGCACGUUUGGCGCACUCUUCCUACUAACUUUUCCCGAAUACGACCUUACAAAACGAGGUGCUGAUGUACUAGCAAACGCGCGCGUGAGCGACGAUGAUAAGGAGAUGCUUAAUGGCAUGUACACAUGCAAUAUUGCACCUGGUCUGGGCAGCACCAAGAUAUACGAGCCCCGUAUUUACGGCUUUCGCGUUUCGGAGGUUGCGCGCUCAGGUCCACGAAUGCAGUGGCUACGAGAUAAACCGGAUAAUAUUUCAGAACUAGAUGAAGCGCGCCACCAUGCAGAGACCAACCCGGAUAGCGAGGAUGAUGACGAAAGUAUGAAUUUGAAUGGACGGCCCGUGCGAAGACUACGGCCGCGAAGACGACAUGGCCAAGGGGGAAGCCCCAUGGCUAUAGAGGCGAACGGGGCAGAAUCAGAGCUCUAG